Molecule: messenger RNA, 3280 nt
Organism: Helianthus annuus (common sunflower)
Lineage: Eukaryota; Viridiplantae; Streptophyta; Magnoliopsida; Asterales; Asteraceae
Product: protein SUPPRESSOR OF MAX2 1
Exons: 3
Coding region: 301-3075 (924 amino acids)
Molecular function (GO): ATP hydrolysis activity; ATP binding
Source: RefSeq, a predicted model, not a curated record
CAGAAACUCCAAUCUUUCCACCUCUCCAUAAAAUUCUCUCUCUCUCUCCUCCACUCUCUCUCUCUCUCUCUCUCUCCAACAAUUUAAAAACUUAACCAAGGAUAAAUUCAGCUAAAACCACCCCCUUCAAAAAGUUCAUUUUGUUUUACAUUCAUACCAUCAACCUCUCAUGUACAAUUUCUCCGAAAAACUUCAAUCUUUCACCAUUUCUGUACAAUCCAACAUCUGGGUAUUCUUCAAUCCUUAAAUUCAAUCAAAACCCACAUCGGAACCACAAUCUUUAUCCAGAAAUUUCUCCAAAUGAGGUCAGGAUUAUCCACAAUCCUCCAAACCCUAACCCCAGAAGCCGCAGCCAUAUUAACCCACUCAAUAGCCGAAGCCGGCCGCCGUAACCACAACCAAACGACGCCGCUUCACGUCGCCGCCACCCUCCUCGCCGCUCCGGCGGGCUUCCUCCGGCAAGCCUGCAUCCGGUCCCACCCAAACUCCUCACACCCACUUCAAUGCAGAGCAUUAGAACUCUGUUUUAGUGUGGCUUUAGAACGGCUCACCUCGGCUUCCUCGGCUCCGGCUGUAGCCGAGCCGCCCGUUUCCAACGCGUUAAUGGCCGCUUUAAAACGGGCUCAAGCUCAUCAGCGGCGCGGCUGCCCUGAACAACAGCAGCAGCCGCUGUUAGCCGUGAAGGUUGAGCUUGAACAGCUUAUUGUUUCCAUUCUUGAUGACCCGAGUGUGAGCCGGGUCAUGCGGGAAGCCAGCUUCUCUAGCCCCGCAGUUAAAGCCACUAUUGAAAAAUCUUUAUUACUACCCACUAGUAAUAAUAAUCGUAACGGAAAUACUAUCUGUAACAAUAAUAAUAACUAUAUAUUCCGGGCAUUACCUGAUGAUGCCCGGAAUAUUUAUUACAACAACCAAAGAAUACAAAAAAAUGAUGAAAAUCUUUAUAUGAAUCCAAGAUUACAAGUACAACAAGUAAGAAUGGAAGAUGUCAACCGGGUGAUCGAAAUCAUGUCGAAAUCGAAGAAACGAAACCCGGUUUUAGUCGGGGAAUUUGAGCCUGAAUCGGUGAAGAAAGAAAUUUUAAUGAGGGUAAAAAGUGGUGAAUUUUUACUUUCGCCGGAGUUAAAAAAUGUGGAGGUUAUGGCGGUGGAUUUUUCGUCGGAAAAGUUGGAAAUUCCGGUUAAGAUUAGGGAAUUGAGGGAGUUGGUGGAUUGUGAGGGUGGGGAAAGGUGCAUUGUUGUGGAUUUAGGGGAUUUGAAGUGGGUGGUGGAGGCGGCGGUGGCGGUUGGGGUGGAUUUAGUGCGGGAGGCGGUGGCGGAGAUGGCGAAAAUAGUGAUGGAGAAUCGUGGGGUUUGGUUGAUUGGAACCGCGACAUGUGAGACUUAUCUAAGGUGCCAAGUUUAUCAUCCGUCUAUGGAAAGUGAUUGGGAUUUACAAGCUUUGCCGGUUUCUUCAAGAACACCUAUUUCCGGCAGGUUGAAUUCAUCCAACAUCGCUGCCCAAACGCCACCACCAUGCUGCCCGAAAUGCUACCAGCAGUAUGAACAAGAGCUUGAGAAAUCGUCGGUUGAGGCGAAGAGUGAUCUACCUCAAUGGUUGCAGAAUGCAAAAGCACAGAGAUGUGAAACCGAUAGUGAAAGUGGAACGAAACCGCCUCAUGGAUCUACGGUUAAUGAUAAAGAACUGAUGAAGAAAUGGAGUGAGAUAUGCUCGCGAAUCCAUCCGAACCAUAAUCAAAUCCCGAGUUUUGGAAGAAUGGGGACGGGUCUUGUACCUACGUAUACGCCGAACAUGUUUCUGAGUCAAACGGGUCAACAGCAAGAGGCUCCCCCGAGCCCUGUUCGGACAGAUCUUGUUCUUGGACCAAAAGAAGUUCACGAGGAUUUACCGGCUAAGGACUACUUGGGAUGCAUCUCAUCCGAACCCCGAGCCAAAGGUGACGGAUCUCCGAAGGGUAAAUUAGUCAAUUCUGCAGAUGCGGGCUCGUUCAAGAAACUUCUCAAAGGUCUGAUGAAAAUGGCGUGGUGGCAACCUGAGGCAGCUUCCACCAUCGCGACAACGGUAACACGAUGUUCAAGGAGUAGUUUGUGGUUGCUGUUUGCGGGUCCUGAUCGUGUCGGGAAGAAGAAGAUGGCAUCGGUUCUUGCCGAGCAUGUAUGUGGGACUGACCCGAUCACGAUAUGCCUUGGGUCGAGGCGUGAUGAGGUUGAAAUGGAUUGCGGGUUGCGUGGUAAAACGAUGUUGGAUCGGAUUGUUGAUGCGGUUCGUAGGAACCCGUUUUCGGUAAUUGUACUUUCGGAUAUCGAUGAAGCGGAUAUGCUCGUUCGCGGGAGCAUAAAAGAAGCAAUGAAGAGAGGCCGGUUGACGGAUUCUUAUGGUCGUGAGAUUAGCCUCGGGAACAUUAUAUUUGUGUUAACCGGUAACUGGUCGACGAACAAUGGUGAUGAAAUCGCUGACAAGUGGCCGCAUUCGUCUUCAUCCGAUGACUGGCGACUAAAGCUAACUAUUUGUAAAAAACGACCCAAAAGACGAGCGGAUUGGCUUUCGGAGGUAAAUUCAUCACCAAAACAACAAAAGAAAGUAGGGUCCGGUCUCUCGCUCGAUCUUAACCUUGCGGUGGACACCGAGGAAGAGCGGACGGACACAAGCGAUCUCACUAUCGAGCAAGGAGACGAGAAUCCACAUUUUGCAAGUACCUCAGUUUCGGUACCACACGAGCUUGCGGGUCCAAGUGACGUGACGGUCAUGUUUAAACCGGUUCAAUUUGGGCUAAUCCGUCACGAAAUCGAGAAAACAAUAAAAACCACAUUUUCCACCUUAUUCGACGAGAAACUAUCCAUCGAGGUCGAUGAAGCAACCAUAGACAACAUAGUAAGCGGGCUAUGGUUCGGGAGAACGGGGUUAGAGGACUGGGCUGAACAGGUUCUGGUACCGAGCCUUCACAAGCUUGUGGGACGCUUACCGUCUUCGGUUGACAACUUGGUGGUUCGACUCGAGUCGGAUUGCGGUCUUGAUCAGGCAAACCAUGGCAGAGAUCGGUUGCCGAGUAUAAUUAAUGUAAUAGUAGAUACAGUCUAAAAGGUUGAGGGGUAAAGUUGUAACUCUUUAUUUCUAUUAGGAUCACAGUUGUAAAUAGACAAAACUCUUUGGAUACUGGAUAGGCAGGGAAGGAGGUAAUAUUAAAACCUUUUGAAACAUUUUGUUUAUAAACAAUUUAUUGUGUAUGCAACUAUGUGUAAGUAAAUUAGUAUUUUGUAAAUGAAGGGGGCAACUUUUUUAGCUU